AUGGACACUCGAGCGCACAGAUUGUCGAUCGGACCAAGGGACGGAGUGAGUGAUGGCCUGAAUGCGUGCGGAACCCACAUCUUCGGUCCCAGACUGGCCCUUUUUCUGGGCUGGGUCUUCUGGUGGGGCUCUAUCUUGAUCCGGCCUCCUGCCGUCGAAUGCGCCCCUGUCAACGGCACCGACCCGGACGGGGCUCGAGAAUACGUGCUUUUGGGAGGCGCAGGUCUCGUUUCAAUUAAGCCUAACUUCAGGGCUGUAUGGGCCAAGAUGCUGCCUGCCCGACCCCCUGCCGAGCAACUUGUUAUUCCCUUAUCUCGCCAUCGUAUUAACACCAAUCGCUUCAACAGGCAAGUUCGGCUCCUCUCGGGCGGGUUGUGGCGGCCAGCUGGGCCCAUCUUUCACUCGUCUCGUCUGCCCACUGGUCAGAUUUCAGUCCGAUGA
This is a messenger RNA of Protopolystoma xenopodis, 441 nucleotides long. NCBI's taxonomy places the organism in Eukaryota, Metazoa, Platyhelminthes, Monogenea, Polystomatidea, Polystomatidae. The record is from the annotation of a GenBank genome assembly.